GAAAAUGGCCAGAAAGAAGAUUCUGCCAUCCAGAAUGACCUCAGUGAAUCAUUUGAAGAAGAAGUUAGAGCGUUCCUCAGUGAUGAGGAGAAGCUGCAUCUUAUUGAUGACCUCACAAAAGUUAAUCCGGUGACAACUACAACAGUUUUGAAAUGUCUUCAAGCAAGAUAUACAGUAAACUUGUUUUAUACAAAUGCUGGCUGCAGCCUGGUGGCUUUAAAUCCAUUUCAGCCUAUCUCCAACCUUUAUUCACCUGAGCUUAUGAGAGAGUACCAUGUUGCACAUCGCCCUCAGGAUUUAAAACCUCACAUCUUUGCAGUGGCUGAGCAAACCUACAGAAAUGUCCAAAGCCAGAUAGACCCUGUAAACCAGUCUAUAAUUGUGAGCGGAGAAAGUGGUGCUGGGAAGACCUGGACAUCUCGCUGCCUUAUGAAAUUCUAUGCUUCUGUUGCUGCUUCAGCUAUCUCCCCAAAAGGCAAUGAGACUGUGGAAAGGAUUGAGAAGAGAGUGCUGGAUUCAAACCCUGUCAUGGAAGCAUUUGGAAAUGCGUGUACCCUGCGGAAUAACAACAGUAGCCGUUUUGGGAAAUACAUCCAGCUUCAGUUAGACAGAUUCCACCACCUGAGUAGUGCUUCCAUUCAGACUUUCCUUUUGGAGAAGACCAGAGUUGCCUAUCAGGCCCCCAACGAAAGAAACUUUCAUAUUUUCUAUCAGAUCACAAAAGGUGCUACUGCAGAGGAGAGGGUCGAAUGGAACCUUCCAGAAGGGGCUGACUACCACUGGCUGCCAAAUUCUGAAAGAAACUUAGAUGAGGACUGCUUCGAGGUGACCAGAGAUGCAAUGUUUCACUUGGGCAUUGACCGCUCCACGCAGAACAAUAUUUUCAAGGUAUUGUCAGGCCUUCUCCAUCUGGGGAAUGUUCAGUUCUCUAAUCCAGUGGAUGAAUCUCAGCCUUGUGAACUAGAAGACAAAGCCAAAGACUUUGUGAAGACUGCUGGAGAUUUGCUGAAGAUACCUGUCGAGGAACUACUGGAAUCAUUAAGAAUUCGAAUAAUAACUGCUGGAAAACAACAACAAGUCUUCAAGAAGCCAUGCUCCAGAGCGGAAUGUGAGACGAGGAGGGACUGCCUUGCCAAAGUCAUCUACGCGAAAUUGUUUGAAUGGCUCGUUUUGGUCAUAAAUGAAAGCAUCUAUGCAGACCCAUCAGUGUGGACCAGCUUCAUAGGUUUGUUGGAUGUUUAUGGUUUUGAAGCCUUCCCUGAAAAUAACUUGGAGCAGCUUUGUAUUAACUACGCCAAUGAGAAACUGCAGCAGCACUUCGUAGCACACUAUCUGAAGGCACAACAGGAAGAAUAUGCAGCUGAAGGCCUGCAGUGGUCUUUCAUAAACUACCAGGAUAACCAGACCUGCCUUGAUCUGAUAGAGGGCAGUCCUCUCAGCAUAUUUUCUUUGCUGAAUGAGGAGUGCCGUCUGAAUAGAUCCUCUAACACUGACCUGUUUCAAACUCGAAUUGAGAACUCUUUGUCUAAUAAUCAAUGCUUAAGUCGAAACAAGUUCAGUAAGAAGCCUAACUUCAUUAUUUCACAUUAUGCUGGCAAAGUCUGCUAUCAACUGGCAGCAAUGGUGGAGAAAAAUAAGGACCCCAUUCCACCAGAGCUGAUCCACGUUUUGCAGAAUUCUAGGGAUCCUUUGCUUCAAAAAUUAUUUCCUGUGACAGAAAGGAACCAAAAUAACAUCAAAACCCAGAACAGAGCAGCUGUUGUUACAGUGGUGUCAAAGUUCAAGGGUUCACUUGAACAUCUCAUGCAGAUUUUGAAUAAAACCACACCGCAUUACAUCCGAUGCAUCAAGCCCAACGCUGACUGCAAGGCAAUGACUUUUAACAGAGAAGAGGUUCUCAGCCAGCUUCAGGCAUGUGGAAUAGUCGAAGCCAUCACCAUCAGUGCAGCAGGCUUCCCUGUUAGGAUCUCUUUCCAAAGUUUCACUGAGCGCUAUGAAAUACUGAGAAAAUCACGUGGCUCCAAUAAAAACACAGUGUGUGAGAAAAACAACUUUCAUACUGGUGAGAGAAAAGGCGAGACUGCCCCGGCGGAGGAUGACAAAGCAUCACGUUCUGUUGUUUUCGAGAUCCUUCAGAACAUCAUUACAGGCCAAACUACUGCUGAGCAAACUGGGAACAGAGCAGAAAACACUUCAGUAUUCUGCGGGAAAACCAAAGUAUUUAUGGCCAACUCUGUGCUGGAGCAACUUGAAGCCAGAAGAGCAAAGGUGUUAAAUGAGAAAGCAUUCUGCAUUCAGUGCUGCUGGAGGAGAUUUAAACAGAAGAAACUAGCAAAGGAGGGAUGGUCUGCAACUGUCAUCCAAGCAGCUUUUCGUUCCUGGUUAGCCAAGACACGUUUCCAAAGGAUGCGCAGGGCUGCUGAUGUUAUUAAGCACGGCUGGAGGAAAUGGAAAGCAAAAAUGGCCGCGUUGGCGGCAGCAGAACUGGAUGAGGGUGAAGAAAGGGCGUUCUCGGCUCCUGGAGCUACAGUGAUCUCCGCCAAACCGCCUCGCUCUUUGGAAACAACUUGGCCUCUGCACGCACUAACCCAGUUCUGGCCUCUUGGCCUUGUCCUGGCUGCUGCACCCGUUACUGUAAAGGGACCUCGGCGGGACCUGUCCCUGCUGGCGUGCUUCAGGAGAGUCCUUCAGGAGAGCGACAAAGCAGAAAACUGUUUCUUUGGCUGUGGCAUCACUUCCAUUAGAGCUCUCCCACAGGGCUCUGUCAAGUUUCACUGUAAGAAGUCUCCCCUGCAUUACGCAAACGUCAGCCCCCACACGGAUGCCUGUUCCAUCACUGGAUUUAACCAGAUUUUAUUGGACAGAAAGAAACUCCUUCCAACGUAG
This is a messenger RNA of Apaloderma vittatum (bar-tailed trogon), 2886 nucleotides long. It is a transcript of the gene MYO19, whose product is annotated as myosin XIX. The record is from RefSeq and is a predicted model, not a curated record. Gene Ontology annotation, biological process: vesicle transport along actin filament; actin filament organization. Gene Ontology annotation, molecular function: actin filament binding; ATP binding; microfilament motor activity. Gene Ontology annotation, cellular component: vesicle; cytoplasm; myosin complex. The annotation marks the transcript as partial. Lineage: Eukaryota; Metazoa; Chordata; Aves; Trogoniformes; Trogonidae. The transcript is spliced from 23 exons.